AUGGCAGGUAGUAAGUUGGUACUUGAGGGUAGAGUAAGUCUUAGGUGCUUUAUUCUAGGUCUCAGCGUUGUCACAAUACCCUUAAUAAGAUCCUGCUUUGGUCACCUCGACUGGGUUUUUGACUAUUUAACGGAAACUCCCGGAAAAAUUGCAAUUUGUUUGCAUGUUGCUCUUAUGAACGGCCUCCUGUUAAUAACAUGUAGGGGACCGCUAUACAAGGUUGCUGUAAGAGCUUGUCUUUUGGGCGUCAUCUUUGGUUGUGGUCUAAUCAUAAGCUUCACCGAAAUCACUUUGACGCAUUUUGGCUGGUAUAUGUGCUCCUUGGCAUUCUUCCAUUACACCGAGUACUUGGUGACUGCCAUCAUUAACCCUCGCAGCUUGUCACUAGACUCCUUCCUGCUGAACCAUAGUUUAGAGUAUUCUUUAGCUGCUGUCUCCUCAUGGCUGGAAUUCGCCGUGGAAGCGCUCAUAUUCCCAGAGCUGAAGCAGCUCAGGUGGUUGAGUUUCCUCGGUCUACUAAUGGUGAUGUGUGGCGAGGCCCUCCGCAAGACAGCCAUGUUGACAGCAGGAUCCAACUUUAACCACAUUGUCCAGAAUGAAAAGGCUUAUAGUCACGUGCUGGUUACCAGCGGAGUUUACGCUUUCUUCAGACACCCCUCCUAUGUGGGCUGGUUUUACUGGAGCAUCGGAACACAGGUGGUGCUGUGCAACCCAGUAUGCACAUUGGGCUACACAAUAGCCAGCUGGAGGUUUUUUCGGGAGCGGGUUGAGGAGGAGGAGAUUUCCCUUAUCAAUUUCUUUGCUGAGGAAUAUGUGGAAUACAAGAAAAGGGUGCCCACGGGCCUACCCUUCAUCUCAGGCAUUCGUGUCAACUAG
Nerophis lumbriciformis (worm pipefish) is the source of this 876-nucleotide messenger RNA. The record is from RefSeq and is a predicted model, not a curated record. NCBI's taxonomy places the organism in Eukaryota, Metazoa, Chordata, Actinopteri, Syngnathiformes, Syngnathidae.